CCCAUAUACCGAUGGUGAUGGGUUCAAACCCAGCCCCAGCCAAACUGCAACAACAACAAAAAAAUAGCCGGUCGUUGUGGUGGGCGCCUGUAGUCCCAGCUACUGGGGAGGCUGAGGCAAGAGAAUCGCCUAAACCCAGGAGUUGGAGGUUGCUGUGAGCUGUGAUGUCAUAGCACUCUACCAAGGGUGAUAAAGUGAGACUCUGUCUCUAAAAAAAAAAGAGAGAGAGAGGGACAGAGAGAAGUGCUUUAUUUGUGGGGAAGCCCGACAGGAACAGACGUGAGGACUGGAGGGAGCUGCGUCCCGCUUGCCCAGACCAGCGAGGGCGCCGGGCUUUCCUCGCAGAAAGGGCGAGCGCGGCGGCCAGCCACCCGCGCCCCUCGUCCUCCGCGGAGCUCCACCGCUCUGUUACGCUCGCUGUGCGCCUUCGCGGGCUCCGCAGACCCACGAGAUGGCGCCAAGCUUUUACAGGAGGAAUGGGCAGCGCUGGUGCCUCAUGCUGCUGCCUUGGGUCUCCCGGCUUCUCUCCGCAGUCACCCAGACCCGCGCGGCGACAGAGCCUGCUUCCCAGGGCCACCUGGACCUCACGGAGCUCAUCGGUGUCCCACUGCCCUUAUCUGUGUCCUUUGUCACGGGCUAUGGUGGCUUCCCAGCCUACAGCUUCGGGCCUGGCGCCAACGUCGGCCGCCCGGUCAGGACCCUCAUCCCAUCCACCUUCUUCAGAGACUUUGCCAUCAGUGUCACGGUGAAACCCAGCAGUGCCCAAGGCGGCGUGCUCUUCGCUAUCACUGAUGCCUUCCAGAAGGUCAUCUACCUGGGCUUGAGGCUCUCAGGUGUGGAGGACGGCCACCAGCGGGUCAUCCUUUACUACACGGAGCCCGGAUCACAUGUGUCCCAAGAGGCUGCUGCUUUUUUGGUGCCUGUGAUGACCCACAAGUGGAACCGCUUUGCCGUGAUUGUCCAGGGUGAGGAAGUGACGCUCCUCAUGGACUGCGAGGAGCACAGCCACAUCCCCUUUCAGCGGUCGCCCCGGGCUUUGGCUUUCGAGUCCAGCGCAGGAGUUUUCGUGGGCAACGCAGGAGCCACGGGGCUGGAGAGAUUCACCGGCUCCAUACAGCAGCUGACUGUGUACCCUGACCCUAGGACCCCUGAGGAGCUGUGUGAAGCUGAAGAGUCCUCGGCUUCAGGAGAGGCCAGUGGGCUUCAAGAGACAGACGGAGUAGCUGAGAUCUUAGAAGCCGUCACCUACACUCAAGCCCCGCCUAAAGAAGCAAAAGUUGAGCCCAUAAACAUACCUCCUACUCCACUCUUUCCCUCUGAGGACCCGGAGCUUUCUGGUGAGCCUGUACCUGAGGGGACCCCGGAAACCAUCAACAUGAGUGUCAUUCAGCUCAGCAGCCCUGAGCAAGGGUCUGGUGAGAUCCUGAAUGACACACUGGAAGGGGUUCACACUGUGGACGGUGACCCCAUUACUGACACCAGCUCAGGGGAUGGGGCCAUCCUUGACAUCAUUAAAGAAAAGGAUUUAACAGCAACAGCAGCAGGGGUGGCUGAGGUCCCCCUCAACUCGACGGAGGAAGCAGAGGCUGAUAGCGUGCCCACUGGGGGACCAACCCUCUCCAUGGCCACCCAAAGCCCCGGGGAAGGAGUUUCUCCAAGUCCAGACUAUGAAGAAAGACCAGCAGCCGCAGCAACACAGGAGGCCGAGCUUCCCAUCAGUACUGCUGGGGAAGCAGAGGCCAGUGGUGUGCCCACCGAGGACCUGGCCCUCUCCACGGCCACCCAGCACCUGGGGGAAGAGGUCACUCUGGGUCCCAAUGGUGAAGAAAGUUUAACAACAGCUGCCGCUGUGACAGAAGGGGAACUCAGCAGUUCUGAGGAUGAGGAAGCCAGCGGGGUCCCCACAGAUGGCCUGGGCCCCCUCACACCCACAGCAGCAGCUCCUGGGGAAGUGGUCACUCCUGGUCCUGUCGAUGAAGAAGUCUCUGUAGCAGCCACAACAGGGGCACCCCUUACCACAUUGUGGGGUGAGGAGUCGGGCAGCGCUCCCCCCGAUGGGCCACCACUCCCGGUCCCCACAGCGGCUCCUGAAAGAGUGGUCACUCUGGCUCAGAGAACACGUGAGGGAAUGAAAGGACAGGCUGGGCCCAAAGGAGAAAAGAGUGAUGUUGUGGAAGAGCUUCCUGGUUCCCCUGAACCUUCCGGCCCUACGGUGGGAGCAGUGGAGGCGGAGGGCUCUGGCCUGGGCUGGGGCUUGGAAGUUGGUUCCGGCUUCGGUGACCGGCUGGGCAGCGAGGAGCUGUUGAGAGGUCCUCCAGGUCCCCCAGGCCCACCUGGCUUGCCUGGGAUUCCCGGAAAACCAGGAACUGAUGUUUUCAUGGGACCGCCUGGAUCUCCUGGAGAGGAUGGAGCUGCUGGUGAACCUGGGCCCCUGGGCCCUGAGGGACCGCCUGGAGUUGAUGGAGCCACCGGCCUUCCUGGGAUGAAAGGGGAGAAGGGAGCAAGAGGACCUAAUGGCUCCGUUGGUGAAAAGGGUGACCCUGGCAACAGAGGCUUACCAGGACCCCCAGGGAAAAAUGGACAAGCUGGCACUCCUGGAGUCAUGGGACCCCCGGGGCCCCCUGGCCCUCCUGGUCCCCCAGGCCCUGGAUGUGCAAUGGGACUUGGAUUUGAGGAUACUGAAGGCUCUGGAAGUGCCAGGCUGCAGCAUGCACCCAAAAUCUCCGGACCCAUGGCGCCAAGCGGUCCCAAAGGAGAGAAAGGAGAGCAGGGACCCAAGGGUGAAAGGGGAAUGGAUGGUGCCAGCAUUGUGGGACCCCCUGGGCCCAGAGGGCCACCUGGGCACAUUGAGGUCUUGUCUGGCUCCUUGAUGAAUAUCACUGAUGGAUCCCUGAAUUUCUCCAGCAUUCCUGAGCUUGUGGGACCUCCGGGGCCAGAUGGUAUUCCUGGGCUGCCGGGAUUCCCAGGGCCUAGAGGACCAAAAGGUGACACUGGUGUUCCUGGAUUUCCAGGACUAAAAGGAGAACAGGGCGAGAAAGGAGAACCAGGUACCAUCCUGACAGGGGAUAUUCCUCUGGAAAGACUGAUGGGGAAAAAGGGUGAACCUGGAGUGCACGGAGCCCCUGGAGCAAUGGGGCCCAAAGGACCACCAGGACACAAAGGAGAAUUUGGCCUUCCCGGCCGGCCUGGUCGCCCAGGAUUGAACGGCCCCAAGGGUGCCAAAGGAGAUCGGGGGAUCAUGAUGCCGGGCCCACCUGGCUUACCUGGUCCCCCAGGCCCUCCUGGACUACCUGGAGCUGUGAUUAACAUCAAAGGAGCUGUUUUCCCGAUUCCUGUCCGGCCACACUGCAAAACACCGGUCAGUACCACUCAUCCUGGGAAUCCAGAACUCAUCACUUUCCACGGUGUUAAAGGAGAAAAAGGAUCCUGGGGUCUUCCUGGCACAAAAGGAGAAAAAGGCGAUCAGGGAGCCCAGGGACCACCAGGUCCUCCAGUCGAUACAGCUUACCUGAGACAUUUUCUGAACAGCUUAAAGGGGGAGAAUGGAGACAGGGGCUUCAAAGGAGAAAAAGGAGAUUCUAACGAUAACUUCUUUGUGUCUGGGCCGCCAGGACUGCCUGGAAAUCCAGGCCUGGAAGGCCAGAAAGGGGAGACGGGCAUUGGGCCCCAAGGACCCCCAGGUGCACCUGGCUUGCCUGGGCCACCUGGCUUUGGAAGACCUGGUGCCCCUGGGCCACCAGGACCCCCCGGGCCACCAGGACCUCCAGCUAUCCUGGGAGCAGCUGUGGCCCUUCCAGGCCCACCUGGCCCUCCAGGGCAGCCAGGGCUCCCCGGCUCCCGAAACUUGGUCACGACCUUCAGCAACAUGGCUGACAUGCUGCAGAAAGCUCACCUGGUGAUAGAAGGAACGUUCAUCUACCUGCAGGACAGCACUGAGUUUUUCAUCCGCGUUAGAGAUGGCUGGAAAAAAUUACAGCUGGGAGAGCUGAUCCCCAUUCCUGACGACAGCCCUCCACCCCCAGCCCUGUCCAGCAACCCACAUCGCCCUCCACCUCCAGUGAACCCUAUUUCAAGUGCCAAUUACGAGAAGCCUGCCCUGCACUUGGUCGCCCUGAACAUGCCAUUUUCUGGGGACAUUCGAGCUGAUUUUCAGUGCUUCCAGCAGGCCAGGGCUGCAGGCCUCUUGUCCACCUACCGAGCAUUCUUAUCCUCCCACUUGCAAGAUCUCUCCACAGUUGUGAGGAAGGCAGAGAGACACAGCCUUCCCAUAGUGAACCUCAAGGGCCAAGUACUUUUUAAUAAUUGGGACUCGAUUUUUUCUGGCCAUGGAGGUCAGUUCAAUACUCACAUUCCAAUAUACUCCUUUGAUGGCCGAGACGUAAUGACAGAUCCUUCUUGGCCCCAGAAGGUCAUCUGGCAUGGCUCCAGCACCCAUGGUGUCCGCCUUGUGGAUCAGUACUGUGAAGCCUGGCGAACAGCGGACAUGGCAGUCACGGGAUUCGCCUCCCCGCUGAGCUCGGGGAAUAUUCUGGACCAGAAAGCAUAUAGCUGUUCUGAUAGGCUAAUUGUCCUAUGUAUCGAGAACAGUUUCAUGACAGACGCUAGGAAGUAAUGAUUCUUAAUGAGUUUUCAAAUUUUUCCUAUGUGAAGAGUUGACACUGAAAUCUAAAAUGUUUAAAUGUUGUAAAUAUUACAGUGUUUUAUUACGUAUUCGUUAUAAGAGCAACCAAAGAAAACAUACCUCAAUACACUCAAAACUGAAGACAUAAAGGACUCAGAUCAAAGACAAAAUCUGAUCCAUCUCUUGGUGCUAGAUUCUGCAGGAAACGCCAUGCAGUGCGGACACAUCCCAGCACAGGUUAAGAGCAAGUUGAAAACAGCAGGCCGUGGCACUCUGCCCGCUGCAUCCUUCAGAAAGUUACUUCCUCCUUUUAGGCAUUGUUGUUGAGUGUUCCGAUGUCCUUCAUGUUUUCUUACCAAGUCAGUGUUUAGGAAUGUUUCCCCUCUCUAAGUUAUGUGCAGACAGAGUGCUUUUUUCUUUCCCAUACAUCCAUCAUUUGUAACUGGUUUUCUUACAGAGAAACAGAACUGUUCAAAUGAUCCUGUUUAACAUUUUUUUCCUUAAAAUAUUAUUGCCAUGAUGCUUUAGGAGUUUUUAUAUGUUUACACAAUCAUAUUUUAGAAUGGCAUCUGUUUAUAUAACUCUGACUUGCUGGAAAAGUUGAAACUCCAAAUUAUCUGAAACUCGAAAAGAAAUAGCACAUAAUUGCUACUUUCCCUUGGCGGCUCCUCUCCCCACCCCUACCCCACAAUUUUAUGACUUCCAUUAGGCAAGUCUUGAACUACAACUACAACCGAAACAAACAGGUUCAUAGAGAUGAAUUUUCUGACAAACGUAUCUUCAUGCUGUAUACUUUGAUUAUUUUUCCAUGUAAGUGAACAUAAAAUCAUCUUUUCC
Nycticebus coucang (slow loris) is the source of this 5458-nucleotide messenger RNA. RefSeq names its product collagen type XV alpha 1 chain (gene COL15A1). The transcript has 43 exons. NCBI's taxonomy places the organism in Eukaryota, Metazoa, Chordata, Mammalia, Primates, Lorisidae. The record is from RefSeq and is a predicted model, not a curated record. Gene Ontology annotation, cellular component: basement membrane. The coding region runs from base 452 to 4612 and encodes 1386 amino acids.